Messenger RNA from Oncorhynchus kisutch (coho salmon), 2185 nucleotides. It is a transcript of the gene maf1b, whose product is annotated as MAF1 homolog, negative regulator of RNA polymerase III b. Lineage: Eukaryota; Metazoa; Chordata; Actinopteri; Salmoniformes; Salmonidae. Gene Ontology annotation, molecular function: RNA polymerase III core binding. The transcript is spliced from 8 exons. The coding region runs from base 528 to 1265 and encodes 245 amino acids. Gene Ontology annotation, cellular component: nucleus. The record is from RefSeq and is a predicted model, not a curated record. Gene Ontology annotation, biological process: negative regulation of transcription by RNA polymerase III.
ACAGUGGGCGGGGGUUAAAUACAGUGGAUUGAUUACGUUUUCAUCGACACUGUUGUGUGGUUUGUCUUCAAAUGAUCAGUAUUGCUCAUCAAAAAUUACACAGGGACUUUGCGAUGUAAUCAGAAGCAGUGCAAGGGAUCAAGUCGAUUCGAAAAGGUGACUUGAUCUGACAGACGCUAACGUUAGCUUGCUAGCUACAGUUUAUCUCGGUCAACGUAAAUCUGUCAAAAGGGAUGCCGCUGCAAUCCAAGUCAGACGGAUUCAGGGGUUCUUUGGAUUUGAUGUCUAAUUUAAUCGGCAUAAGAAGUUUUUCGAUAAAAGCUUUACCGAUAAAUCAAUCUCGUACGAAUAUCUUUUUAAUUGCUGAAGUUUAGGAACUAACUGCUCUGACACAGUCAGUGCUUGCUAGCUAACUUGCAUAACAACAACAAAUCUGUUGCUCGUCCUCGCCCGCUAAGAGCAACAUAAGUGAAAUUGGUAAAGACAUUUCCGUUUCACAAAGAGCGUCGACGUUAUCUUUGGCAACAAUGAAACUGUUAGAAAACAGCAGUUUUGAAGCUCUGAGCUCUCAACUCUGUGUUGAAACGGGAGAGUCUCGCAUCCUUGGAAGGAUCGAGAGCUACUCCUGCAAGAUGGCUGGUGAUGACAAGCACAUGUUUAAGCAGUUCUGCCAGGAAGGGGAACCACAUGUCCUAGAGGCCCUCUCGCCCCCCCAGUCCAGCGCCACGAGCCCACCCCAACUAGGGAAGAGCAGUGAGGAUGGUGAGAACCCUCUGAGUGACAAGUGUUGCAGGAAGACAUUGUUCUACCUCAUCACCACGCUCAACGAGUCAUUCAGGCCCGACUACGAUUUCAGUGCAGCUCGGGGCCACGAGUUCAGCCGGGAGCCCAGCCUCAACUGGGUGACGAAUGCAGUCAACGGCAGCCUGUACUCAUCAGUUGGAGUGGAGUUCAACACCCUGGGGCCAGAGCUGUGGAACUUCAUCGACCAGGAAAUUAGCCUGCAGGAAUGUGACAUAUACAGCUACAACCCUGACCUGGACUCAGACCCCUUUGGGGAGGAAGGCAGCCUCUGGUCCUUCAACUACUUCUUCUACAACAAGAGGCUGAAGAGGAUUGUAUUUUUCACCUGUCGCUCCGUCAGUGUCCUGAGUGGGUACGGCCGCGGUUGUCUUGACAAUGAGUUGGACAUGGAGCUGAAUGAUGAUGAGGAGGAGAUAGAGGGAUUCACCGAGGACAGGUUCCCCAAAGCUCUCUGUGUCUAACGCUCUCCCGAUGGAAGACAAGCCCAUGUAGGCCGAUACAUCCUCCCCGUUUUGUUUUGUUUUCAUCUGUUUUUCCCCCUCUUUUUUCCCCUGACCCAGAGAGCCAUUUGCACAUUUAGAGGAAGGAUAUCCCCGACAAGUGCAUGUUUCACAUCAGGUGGAUCCAAACCAUACCGUGAAGGACAUUUUUGAAAUGCCCAUGGUUUCUUGUCUCCCUUUUACUGUGAUUUUUAUCCUCCAUCAUGGUCCCUGACUUAAGUAUUGAACCUAUGCCUGGUUUAUGGUCAAGAGAGACCAUGGACAGCUAACCCUGACAAGCACAUUUUCUUUUAUUGAAGAUCCAAUCCGAUUGUCUAUCCAGCUGAUUUCCAUUUGACUGCUUCCUCCGAGGUGUGGCUUUUAUGUUCGACAGUGACGUUACUGUGAGAACUGAACUUUCAUAGCACUGUGUUUUGAAACAUGCAGCAUUUGUAAUGGAACCUCUUAAUAUGUUAUGUUGAAUCUACUGCAAAAAAUAAUCGAAUCUAAUUUUAUUUGUAAAAAAAAAAUGAUUAUCUACUGCACACAACCUUCUGUGGAUGUGAACUUGAGAUGGCACUGCCAAAGAGCAAUACAACAUAUCACUUUCAUAAGACUCACGUCUAUCAGUAACCAUAUUCCCUCUGCAUAAUGUUUCCCUUAGAUUACCUCAAUCAUGUCGUAAAACCUGUACCCAUAUUCCACUGCUGCAAUCAAACGCAUCCAUUUAUUUUAUGCUCUGUUAAACUUGAAAGGCUUUGGUUUGAAGAGCUACUGAAUGCGGGCAGCAAAGUCAGUGAUAUUUCCAGUAAUUGAUCAUGUUCUACAGUAUUUUUAGGUUAAAAUACCCUUUUAUCUAUGACCUGUUUUGAUUAAACUGAAUAAAGUUGUUUGAACCAAAA